Molecule: messenger RNA, 3478 nt
Organism: Sinocyclocheilus rhinocerous
Lineage: Eukaryota; Metazoa; Chordata; Actinopteri; Cypriniformes; Cyprinidae
Product: early growth response protein 3-like
Exons: 2
Coding region: 264-1529 (421 amino acids)
Biological process (GO): regulation of transcription by RNA polymerase II
Molecular function (GO): DNA-binding transcription factor activity, RNA polymerase II-specific; RNA polymerase II cis-regulatory region sequence-specific DNA binding
Source: RefSeq, a predicted model, not a curated record
UACACUUGUGCAAUCACCACCACCGCCACCAACAUCUCUCUCUGCUCAUCCAGAGACAGUAACACUUCACAGAAAUCAAACACCAAGCAGUCGACAAUCAUCCUCGCGAGGAGACAUCAGCGCGGUGCCCGUUGCGCGCUCGGAUACAAUUCCAAAGGGAUUGCGAUCUCUUUCUGUCGCUUUUAGAGAGAUUUCAGAAGACUGGAGAUCGAUCGGGACGGAACACCUGUGCGUGCUCAUUAAUGACAGACUGAAUAACUGCUAUGACAGGUAAACUAGCGGACAAGAUCCCUAUUACCAUGAGCAGUUUAAUCAACACCAUCCCUGACAGUCUCUAUCCAGAAGAAGACAUUCCCAAUUCUAUGAACAUUUUCACAAACCCGGACUCUAUUUCGCACUACUCGCAGAUGAAUCCAGAUAAUAUCAUGGACUUGGGGAUGGGCGGCGAGAAGGGCAGUGGAGAAGUUCAAUACGGCUCCGGUUUCCAGUCUGGUCGAAGCGGGCAAACCGUCACCUACCUGGGCAAGUUCGCAUUCGACACCCCUCCAUCCGGCAGCAUCGGAGGCUCCGGAUGGUGUCCCGACAACAACAUCAUCAGUCUGGUGAGUGCGGGAAUCCUGGGGGUGUCACCGUCACCUGGCAACAUCACCACCCAGACGUCUUCGUCGAGCGGCAGCAUGGGUGGCCAGUCGUCAGACAUGGAGCAAGUAUACGCACCACCCCUUCCUGCCUACUCGACCUGUGGCGAGAUAUACCCAGAACAGGUGACGUUCCACCACAGCCCGGCCACGUCCUCGUCUCUGCCCUACCCGAGCUCUGACUACCACACCACCUCCAAACCGGGCAUGGACGGAAGCCUCUUUUCCAUGAUCCCAGACUACAACCUCUUCCAUCACCAGGGGGACGUAGGGAUGAUGGAGCAUAAACCCUUCCAAACCAUGGACCCUAUUAGAGUGAACCCACCUCCCAUAACUCCCCUCGAGACCAUUCGAGCCUUUAAGGAUAAGCAACAGAUCCAUCCCGGCUUUCUCGGUGGGCAACAGCACAUUUCCCAACACCAUCAACCCUCUCAGACACUCGCUCUGAAACCCAUUCGACCAAGAAAGUACCCCAACCGGCCGAGCAAAACUCCCGUGCACGAACGACCGCACGCCUGCCCGGCGGAGAACUGCGACCGUCGCUUUUCGCGAUCAGACGAAUUGACGCGUCACCUGCGCAUCCACACGGGACACAAACCCUUCCAGUGCCGCAUCUGCAUGCGAUCCUUCAGUCGCAGCGACCAUCUAACCACGCACAUCCGCACGCACACUGGCGAGAAGCCCUUCUCUUGCGAGUUCUGCGGACGCAAGUUUGCGAGGAGCGACGAGCGAAAGCGGCAUGCCAAGGUGCACCUGAAACAGAAAGACAAGAAACCCAUGGACAAGGGCAGUAGCGCUGGGCCAGGGGGGAGCCACACCUCUCCUCCCAGCUCCUGUGGGAGCGCGGGACCCAGCAGUGCCAAUAUCAUGACCGUCACCACUUGUGCAUGAGAUGGACUUGCAAAGUAAGACUUUGAGGAGAAAAAAAGAAGGUUUCUUUCUCCUCUUAUAUACACACUUGACUCUUAUACUCGCUCCCUCUCACUAUAUCCAUCCGUUUCCUACGGUUUUCAUUGAUUGUGGUGGCAUUUUUCUGUAGCCACUAUUGUUUAAGGUCAAAUGAGUGGGGAGUAAGUGGACUCGUGUUGCAUGGAUGGGACAGAGAGGGCGUCAAAGACGACGGUUCAAGCAGUCAGGUCAAUCCACAGAAAGAGCACUUGCAGACGCAGCGCAGUCAUAAGGGUUCAACUCUCAACUCUGGGGACCAGAGCAAUCUCUUGAGAUUUUAGUCUUUUCAUUUUUCCUUGUAUUUCGGUUUGUCAUUGAGUUGUCAGAUAAAAAGUGCACUUUCAUUUGCUUAAUGUGUUGCAGUCUUUUUAAAUGAUUGUUAAUUAUUUAAUGUUUCUGUGUUGUUGUUUUUCAGCAGAAUGUGCCAAAUGCAUUUAAAUACAGCAGACAAUUAAAAAAAAUAUAUUGUUUGUAUUAACCUAAUAACUUCAUUUCAAAUGUUGAUUUGGGGAAAACCUACGAGCUCUGAAGGCUCAAGGAGACUGAGUUCAGGUGGACGUUAAAGGUCUGUUGCAUUAUGCAGUUGCGUUAUUUUACUAUUUCCAAAUCCCUUAUAUACACAAGUAAGGGAUGCAGACGGCAUUUGUUAUCCGCAACGGACUUUCAGUGCAAUAAAAAACGAAAAACAACAACAACGACGACAAUAAAACACAGUCUGUCUCACUUUCACAAGUUUGCUUUCUACAGUAGGGAUUGAAAUUAAGACACAGCUGUGGCCUUCACCUGUUUCGCUUCUUUUAGUGCGCAUAAGGGCCAAACCUGCAGUUCUGCAUAUCUACUUCUGGUAGAGUGAGAUACAGUGAUCCGAUCCAAACAUUUUGCCUUUCUGUUUUUGCUGCCUGUAUCCCUGCAUGCAUCUAGUAUCACGUCUUCGCUAGUACUAAAAAGAUUGCAUCAGUCACGACUGAAGACCCACAGCAAUAUGCAUCCAAUUCAAACCAUGCAGAGUGUCAACAACAGUUACUACUUUAAAAAUGACUAUUUUUAUGUGACAAUUGUCCUUUUGUUGUCAUUGUUUUACUGGACAGUUGCGUUUCCUGCUUUCAUCAUCCAAUAAUUUUCAUCGGGUCUCUUUUUAUGCACAUUAUAUAUUCAGCACGCAUUUUAACACACAUGUACACACGGUUUUCAAAAACGAAAUCAGCCAAAAUUAUGGUAAUGCUUGCCUGCGAGCAUCACUACUGGGCAGGAUUGAUCUUAGGAGUCAUUGUUUUGCAUUUUUACCGGCUGAGGCCUGCCUGCUAUAUGCAUGCCAUUCAAGAUGCUUUUGGAUGGGAACAGUUUCAACAUUUAUACUGCUCUCAGGGGCAGCACGGUAAUGUGGUAUAUCUCCACGGUUACUCAUAUCCGGAUCAUGCCUAGAGAUUCUGAAUAUUAAUGAUGAGAACGAGAGGGGGUUUUGUACAGAUAAUUAUACAAACAUAUUACUACAUGUUUUCUACUUGGAAUGUACAAAGCAAUGUCCUUCAGUAUUACGAUGUUUGUUCGUGCAUGUGUGUGUGUGUGUGUGUGCGUGUGUACACGUGUGUAUGCUAAUGCAUACGCAAACACCCGUAUACUUAGAUUUUACAUUGACUGAAUGUUGAAAAAAAGGGUGUGUUUACAUUUUUGUUUUCUUUCUUUCUUCUGUUUUUGAGAUUGUGUACAUAGUGCAGAAUGUUUUUUAAGUGUGUGUGUCUGCAAGAAAAAUCGACUAUUGACAGUGUCAAAUGUGAUGCAUUCUCCGGCAUUUCUUCAGAGUCUCAAAUAUUAUCUGUUAUUAGCGCAAUUUUACAAAUGAUGACUUGCGGACACACUGAAUGAUGUGUUUAAUAAAUGAAUAAACAGUAAGA